Molecule: messenger RNA, 3489 nt
Organism: Durio zibethinus
Lineage: Eukaryota; Viridiplantae; Streptophyta; Magnoliopsida; Malvales; Malvaceae
Biological process (GO): cortical microtubule organization
Cellular component (GO): cortical microtubule
Source: RefSeq, a predicted model, not a curated record
AUGUUAUUGUCCUCCCUUGGUAGAUAGCCAGGAUUGAAGUUGAAUAUGACCCUGGCCCAGAAGGGAUCGAAUUUUCAAAGCUUUUGUGAAUGUCCGCCUCAUGUGCUUUGUAUUCAUAAACAUCCUGCUCCUGCAUUCCUCUGACACUGACCCACUCAACCAUGGAAAAGUCUAGACAGGCACAUGACCCAUGUGCAGCUAAGGCCUAUUGCUUCGUAUAAAUUCAAUCACUCCUGAAACGAGGAGGAGAUGAGAUGAAUUAUGAAUCUCUUAUCAGAUGGGUUCUAAAAUGAUAUGGGGCAGCUAGGAUGCUUUUCAUGUGAUCAGCACGGGGUUUGUAUUGCUAGAUAUUGACAGAUAAGGCUAAAAAACCAAUGGCUGGUUCGACAUCUAUCAUCAAUUUUGCUCUUUAAUUGCGGCUUAAAAUAAGGUUUUCUGCCUUUUUCCUUUUUAAUUUUUUAUUAAUCUACUGCUCCCAUGGAGGCAUGGACUCGGCAUCACAGAAGACUUAAAGAAGGCUAAGAAAUUGAUAGCAGUAGAUGAAGACGCUGGUAGAUUAUUAAAAACUUAAUGCUGUUGAAAGCAACGAUAAUUGGCGUUAAAGUCUGUUGUUUUACAUUCAGAUAAGGUUUGGUAGCAUCAACAGCAUUAAGUUUUACAUUCAAAUCACAGUUGCAUUUGUCGUUUUGUUGAAACCAAAAAUUACCAGAAAAAUGUGUUCAAUUAUUUAAUAAACAAGAUUGGAGCCGGUAAAUAAUUAGAUGCUCAACAAAUUCACAUUAAAAAAGAAAAUGAAAACAUUUUCAAACAUUUGGGUUUUGGAAGCUCCCCUUCCAAAUUUCCAAAUAUAUGGAAUAAAAAACAUUUGCUGACAUUUUGAGUGGGGGAGGGGGCCCAACAACUAAAGAUGCAUUGGCAAUGCUAGGUGCCGAGUUUAAACCGCUCGAUUCACAAGGCCCAUUGUCAUGAGUUUCCCUCAGGGCCGUCCGAUUGACUAUCGUUUAUCUCGAGAUAUCCUGAGUUUUUGAAUUCAACUUCGCCAGAAGUAUCUGCUAGUUUCAUCUCUCAAGUUUUCAAAUUUCCUCUGAACUAACACCCGACACCUGUUCACUGUCAGAUCACUCAAAAAAAAAAAAUAAAUAAAAAAGAAAAAAAAAAACUCUUCUUCAAAAAUUAAAUAUUUCCCUCUUUCACACUGGAAUGAAGUUGUAAACUUGUAAUAACUAACAAGUUCUUUGCUUCGUUGAACCAACCUUUCUUUUCUUUUCUUUUCUUUUUUUCCAUUAUUGUAGCUUUGAAAGCUAAGUUUUGGAUCUAAAACAGAGGAUUUCGUGACUUUUUUGGUGCGAUUGAUCAGUUUUGAGAUAGAGAUCGAAAAAUGGUGAUGAAAGAGAGAGACGAAGAGCUAGCUUUGUUCCUGGAAAUGAGGAGACGAGAGAAGGAGAAAGAGAAGAACAACAAUCUUCUCUCACUUCACAACUCUGAAGAACUCAAUGUUCCUUUAGGAUCUAACGUCAACGUAAACGGAAACGGCUGCGGCGGCGUUUCUCCGAUAUCGAAGAUUGUCUCGGCUGUGCCUGUACGGAAGACCGCAGCUGAUAAUUUUUUGAAUUCGGAGAAUGAAAAGUCUGAUUAUGAUUGGCUUCUUACUCCACCCGGUACACCGCUGUUUCCCUCUUUGGAGAUGGAAUCACAGAAGACACUAAUGAGCCAAAUUGGGAUGUCUAAUGUUCGUCCCGCUGCUUUGAAAACAAGGCUGGCAAAUCUCCCGGUGGAACCUGCUUCAAAGAGCACUCUAGCACCAAAGCAACAAACUCCUUCCGCCGGACUAAACUCUUCCAGUACUCUUAAUAAAAGGCCAUCCUCUUCGGGGGGUCCAAAGCCUGCUAGUAGACCUGCAACACCUACUGGCCGACCCGUUCUAUCCACAGCAACAAAGCCUUCAAGGUCUUCUACACCUACAUCACGAGCCACCUUGCCUUCCACAAAACCUACUGCUUCUACAUCAAGAUCCUCAACUCCAACUAGAUCCACUGCACGUUCUUCCACACCAACUACUAGACCCUCUUUGCCUGCUUCGAAGUUGACAUCAAGGUCAGCUACGCCAACACGUCGACCAACUUCCUCAUCUUGUAUGCCUGUUGCAGCUGCACCUUCUGGUCGAUCUUCUUCAGUAACAAGAUCAGCUUCCACUUCUUCAGUACCAAAAUCAGCUCCUGCUACGUCUUCUGUAACAAAAUCAGUUCCCACAACAUCAAAAAAUUCAGUACCAUCACGGGGCGCUUCUCCAACUGUAAAAUCUAGGCCUUGGAAACCAUCUCAGAUGCCUGGUUUUUCACUUGAUACUCCACCAAAUUUAAGAACAUCUUUGCCAGAAAGACCAGCUUCAGCCUCACGGGGGAGGCCAGGAGCACCUGGUGUUAGAUCAUCUUCGGUUGAGGCCAGUUCUAAUGGAAGAGCAAGACGUCAAUCCUGCUCUCCUGCUAGAAGUAGAGCAUCAAGUGGCAGUGUUGGUAAUGGGAGCUCCAUUCGUUCUGUGCGUAGAGCGGAUGCUGGUGGUAGUGACAACGAGAGUCCAGUAGUGAUGGGAACAAAAAUGGUUGAGAGAGUUGUAAAUAUGAGGAAACUGGUACCCCCAAAACAAGAUGAUAAUCCUCGUAAUAAUCCUACUACAAAGUUAUCUACCUCUCUCGACAGCUCAGGGUUUGGGAGAACACUCUCAAAAAAGUCUCUAGAUAUGGCUAUGAGACACAUGGAUAUCAGGCGUAUUUCAGGUAAUCAGCGUCCUCUUAUGACAAAUGUUCCAGCUUCCUCCAUAUAUAGUGUGAGAUCAGGAUCCACAAAGAGCAGGACAAUUAGUGUUUCUGAUUCUCCUCUUGCCACAAGCAGCAAUGCUAGCUCCGAGCCAAGUGUCAACAAUAAUUCCUUCUGUAUCGAUGGGAUUGAAAUGGAAGACAAUGAUCUCAGUAGCGAGAGAGGAAACUUGUCUCCCACCAGCCAGCGUGCUGGCUGAACAAGGGACUUUCAUACGAAAAAAUAUAUAUUGUCUUACAAGCUUAUCAUAUUUCUACGGUAAAUCUCAGUCAGCAUGAUGAUCAAAGAAACAACCUGUUCCUUAAAGAAGCUGAUGGAUGUGUCAGUACUUGUAGGUAAUUCUUCAGUAUAUUAAUGUAAGAAUGAGCUAGAUUUUGAGAAAACAAGAAACUAUUUUUUAGUUGAACUGUGACUCCUGGCAAUGGAAUUUGUGGAAAUGAUCGACUCCGCGCUCACGAAUCAUUCAUGCUUUUAACUUAUAAGUUUCCCAUCACAACCGUAACAUUUUCCGUUUGAGAUCAUACCACCGAAGCAUUCAGAAGUUUUGUUCAUACAAGUGCUGUUCAGAAAUUUUGGGGUUGGUCGAGAUGUGCAACUCUCUCUCUGGAAUUGUUGUAAAGUCUUAAAUACGUGAUUUGAAAAUAGUAAAAGCACUUUAAGGGUGAGUUUUUUCCU